Cyclocybe aegerita is the source of this 2019-nucleotide messenger RNA. The record is from the annotation of a GenBank genome assembly. NCBI's taxonomy places the organism in Eukaryota, Fungi, Basidiomycota, Agaricomycetes, Agaricales, Hemipholiotaceae.
AUGGCGUCCCAGUUUUCCCAGCAGUACGCAUUCCGUGCUCAAAAGUCCCUUGGCCUCGUCAACGGGACACCAGACUACACCCCGGUCGGCGGGUUCGUUGCGCCAGAUGUGCCAGCUCGUACGCAGAGUUACAGCGCCGACGGACGACUCUAUGCCUAUGCGUUGCCUUCUGUGAUUCGCAUUUUCCAGGCAGAGGGUGCUCAGCUCCUCCAGGAACUCCCGCUCGCGAAUAUUGUUGAGAUCAGUUUCUCGCCUCGUGGGACAUACGUUUCUACUUGGGAACGACCUGUCAAGCUCGACGACGGCGCCCAGCACAAGAACCUUCGAGUCUUUUCGGUGUCGACUGGAGAAGAGUUAAUUUCAUUCACGCAAAAGUCACAGGAAGGAUGGGAGCUUCAGUACACCAUUUCCGAAUCGCACGCCAUCAGGCUGGUCUCAGGCGAGAUCCAGGUCUUCCGUCCGUCGGAGUGGUCGAAGGGGGUCGUGGACAAGCUGAAGGUCGAGGGUGCGACCUCUGUGGCAUUGAGCCCAGGGUUGAACCCGUCUGUCGCCGUGUUCGUGGCCGAGAAAAAGGGUGCUCCUGCCAGCAUCAAGAUCUACGGUCUGAAUUCACUCAACAGCCCGCCUACCUGCCAGAAAACCUUUUUCAAGGCUGAUCGAGCACAGAUCAAGUGGAACACCCUCGGUACUCAAGUCUUGCUCCUCACGCAGACUGAGGUCGACAACUCGAAUAAGAGCUACUACGGCGAGACUGGCAUGUACCUCCUCAGCGCUGCCGGAAAUUUUGACUGCCGGGUCACGUUGGACAAGGAAGGUCCCAUCCACGAUUUUGCGUGGAGUCCGAACUCGAAGGAAUUCGGCGUGGUUUACGGAUACAUGCCCGCCAAGACCAUGCUAUUCGACCAACGUGUACGGACCCUACAUGACUUCGGUACCUCGCCUUACAACUUCAUCUCCUUCAACCCCCAAGGCCGCCUCAUCGCCCUUGCCGGCUUUGGUAACCUUGCCGGCAAGAUUGAAGUCUUCGACCGCAAGACACUGAACAAGGUGUCGACCAUCGACGCUCCGAACACAUCGUACUGCUCCUGGUCGCCCGACGGGCGGUUCCUUCUCACCGCGACCCUAUCUCCGCGGUUGCGUGUUGAUAACGGGGUCAAGGUCUGGCACUGCACAGGCUCGCUCGUGCAUGUACAGCUCGCGGAGGAGCUCUAUCAGGCGAUGUGGCGCCCGACGCCUGUGGAGAACACUCCGCCGUUCGGUCAGCAAAUUCCUCCUGCUCCUGCACCGAGCGAGAGUGUGAAGACUGUGGGAGCAACACAGAAGGCGACUCCUGUCAAGGCUGCGGGGGCAUAUCGUCCGCCUGGUGCAAGGGGUCUCGCGACGCCGUCGAUAUUCAAAAGAGAGGAUGAAGGUGGACCAGGUACCCAGACGCCGAUUAGUGGCAGCGCCACCCCACCUCGGUACGGACGGAGCCCGGUCCCUGGCGCUCCUGGGUAUGGGCAACAGAAUGGGAACGGGCAGCAGAACGGGUACUUCAACCAAGGACAGCAGCGGAGAAACGUCCCAGGUGCCCCGACUCCUGCUCACUCGAACUCACCCAGUCCCGGUCCGGACGCCCAGAAGAACAGGAAAAAGAAAGGAAAGAAGGAUGGUCCUGGGUCCGGGGCUGCGACUCCUGCCGACGAGGAGAGCGGUCCGCCUAACGGGCAGCAGGGCCAGAGGAGGAACAACAAUACUGGGGGCAAGAAGGUCAACGGCCAGGGCGGAAUCGUGAACCUGCCGCCUCCUGUCGUGAUCAGUCCUUCGCAGCCCGAAGCCGAAGCGCCGCCCGUCACUCCUGGAGUUGACAGCGCGCUGGACCCUGCGGCCAAGAAGGCGAGGAAUUUGAACAAGAAGCUCAAGGCCAUUGAAGAGCUGAAGGAGAAGCAGAAGCGCGGCGAGCGGCUUGAGGCGACGCAGCUCAGGAAAAUCGAUGGUGAGGCUGAGAUCCGCAAGGAGCUCGCCUCUCUCGGUAUCUAA